AUGACAAGUCGUGAGCGAGAUAUUGGGCGCCACCAUCCUUCGGGUAGUGCUAAACGGAAAGCUAAAGAAGAAAAAUUAAAAAAGGAAUUAAUGACUGUGUCAAAAAUUCCGAAGUUGACUACUUUUUUCCAAAAGCAGUACAGCGAUACGCCUGAUUCUUUAAGUAGAUCUCCCUCUGUCUCCGCAUCAGCUAUUGAAAUUUCAGUUAAGGCUAAGAGGAGCACGACUCUUGAAGUUAAUCUUUCAGAAGUAAAAAAUUUAGAACAAACAGACACACUGGUACCGGGUUCAGCAGAAGAGAAAGAUAUGGCAAUAACAACUGCAUCAAAAGAUGUGGAUUACGAGAUUGUAAAUAAUAAAAUAUUUUCUACUAAUCUAGGAAAGUGGCCUUCGAAAUUAGACAAAUCUGCAAAAGAAUAUUGGAUUGCAAAAGGAAGCCAGGACUGUCGAAAUGUUAAUUAUGAUUUCACUUUUUCAAAAAGGUACUAUAAAAGUGAAAAUAAAACGAGGUUUUGUCAGAUGUCUUAUUUUACCAGGAUCCACAAACUUACAAAUGCUAAACAAGAAAGGAGUUGGCUGUGCUAUUCACCAAGCCAAGGCUGCCUAUUUUGUUUUCCGUGCAAAGUUAUGAACCUUGAAUCACCAUGUAAAUUUGCUGAAGAAGGUUUUGACGACUGGAAGAAUGCCAACAUUGGAUUAUCUCGACAUGAAGAAAGUAUUUUGCACAAAAAAGCCAUUGUAACCUUGUUAACUCGAAAGAAAAAGGGUGAGCGUGUUGAUUCGGCACUUGUCAAUCAAAUGGAAAAUGAACAGUACUGGCGAAAAGUACUUGAGCGAGUAGUAGAAGUUGUGAAGUUUUUAGCAGAACGAGGUCUUCCGUUUCGUAGAAGUGAUGAAACUUUUGGUUCCCCGCAGAAUGGUAAUUAUCUUGGAUUAUUAGAGCUACUGGCUAAAUUUGACCCCUUUCUAUCCGAGCAUAUUAACACUCACGGGAACAAAGGAAAAGGUAACACAUCAUAUCUAUCCAAAGAUGUAUGCGAAGAAUUUAUUAAUCUGAUUGGGACUAGAAUGCUUGAUAAAAUAAUCAGCGAAAUUAAGAUGUGCAAAUAUUAUUCAGUCUCAUUAGAUUCAACACCAGAUACAUCAAACGUUGACCAACUUACUUUGAUUGUGCGAUUUGUUUUACCUUCUGGACCAAUCAAAAGAUUUAUUAAGUUUUUAGAAAUGGAAGGCCAUCGUUCUGCACAGCUCGCCGAUAGCUUAUUCGACUUUUUAAAAGAUAGUGGGAUUGAUAUCAAAGAUUGCAGAGGUCAGAGCUAA
This is a messenger RNA of Solenopsis invicta (red fire ant), 1320 nucleotides long. Its product is annotated as zinc finger MYM-type protein 5-like. NCBI's taxonomy places the organism in Eukaryota, Metazoa, Arthropoda, Insecta, Hymenoptera, Formicidae. The coding region runs from base 1 to 1320 and encodes 439 amino acids. The transcript has a single exon. The record is from RefSeq and is a predicted model, not a curated record.